Messenger RNA from Bombyx mandarina (wild silkworm), 4645 nucleotides. RefSeq lists its product as uncharacterized. The record is from RefSeq and is a predicted model, not a curated record. NCBI's taxonomy places the organism in Eukaryota, Metazoa, Arthropoda, Insecta, Lepidoptera, Bombycidae.
GUCGGUAUAUAAAACAGUUGAGUGUGUAAGUCGGCGCACUCAGUCGAUGCGCGCCGCCGGUGCAGCCUUCACGACGACACGCUAAAAUGCACACAUUAAUAUUGGCAACGUUAGCGGCGGUGGCAACGGCCAUGCCAUCGUAUAUCGCGGUUCCCGCCGACCAGAUCGCCUUCUUAGACCUCUCCGCGCUGAGGGUCCGGCGGGUCCCGCGUCAGACCCUCACCCCACCACCACCACCCCCACAGCUGCCCCAGGCACUAUACGAACAGGAGUACCAACAAGAGUAUCACCCUGUGACCUUGCAGCAGUACCAGCAGCAACAAGUUGCACUGUCCCCUCGGGAGCAUGAAUCAGCGAGACUGGUCCGUCUCCAACCUCAAGACGUCUCGGGAGCAGCUUCUUUGGCCCCGUCUGCACGUUUAGCGGAGAGACCUCCAGAUUUUGGCGAAUACGUCGACUUUGGCGCGCACACCGGCGACAACGGCGCUUUCGGUUGGUACGCAGACUUCCCGGUCAAUAACCACGAAGAUUCAUCAGGAUAUAGGAAGUAAAUGUUAUAUACGCCACGAAUUACGUCAUUGCACGUUAGGUUUUCAUAAAAUUCAAGACUAAACAUUGAAUAGGGCAAACGAUAUUUACUUGUCCUAUCGAUUCUUACAGCGAAAACAUUGAACAAAAUAAUCAAUUAGUCGCAGACCUUAGAUUCAGUAUUUAGCGAUUUGUGGCGUAUUUCAAUUUAAAACGUAUUUCACUUGCCUAUGUUAUUACCAAAGACAGUAUUAUUUUCGAGUGAUAUUACUAGAUUAGGUUUUUUUGUUGUUUGUCUGUAGCUGAAUUACCGCACAUUUGUUAAAAACGGUACAUUCCGCUGAAUAUAAAAUAGUGCACUUGAUCAGUUCCUUUAGUUUUAAGUCGCAAAGUACACUGUGAUAAUUGUUAUAUUAUGUACUAUGGUAGUUCAAAUGCAUUCCACUGCUUGCUUUACUCCUCUUUCUUCACUGCUUUUCUGUCCUUCAAAUCAAGCUUCCUUCUAUACGUUGCACGUAUUGUAUGCGUCUUUCUUUUGUUCUAUUAUUGCUUCAUUAUCAUUUUCUUCUCUAUUGCUUUUUACGUCAUCUUUAUGUUAUUUUCAAGCUCACUCAAUCACUGCCUCUACAAUAGUAUUUAUUCAUUUCACUGUAAAAUUCACUUUCAUUAUAUUCAUUUCAACUGUUACUAAUAUCGAUGUAAUAAAAUAUAUACAUAAAUAUUCACGAAUCAUCGUUUCAUUUUGUUGCAUCAGUAAGUACUAAAUCUUCACUUUCAUACGCGAACUAUCACUUUCAUUACAUGAUGAGUUGAAUGUUAUUUUUAGUCAUAGUAAAAACAUUGCUGUAUUUUUUUUCUAACUGUACCUAUCUUUUACUGUUCACAUACAUAUAUCACAAUAUUAUAAUUGGUGGAAACUGAGACAUAUUCAUACAUUGAUCUUUCAUAUUCGCUCAUCUAUCUUUAUAUAUCUUGUAUUUCUAAAGCUCUUCUUUAACUCUAUUAUCUUUACUUGAAAAUUUCAUCAUCUUCUUCUUCUUCAUCAUCAAUCAUCAUCAUCAUCAUCAUCAUCAUCAUUUAUUCCCAAAGUUUAAUUUCACGUACAUUACUUUUAUACUUGUUCUCUAUCUCUGGUCUUACCUGUUCAUUUCUUUUACACUUAAAUCAACCUAUUAAUGUCUAUUUUAAAAUAUAUUUUCACUUCACUGAAUCUUUUCAUAAUUCUUGUAAAUUUUAAUUAUACUAUAAUAAUAUAUAUAUAAUAAUACUACCUAUACAAUCUUCACUUCUUUCCAACUACUAUGUGUAUUCAUUAUCUAAGUACCGUAUAAUUCAUACAUUCAUUACAUUACUUCAUUCUACUAUCGUCUCAUACCAUGCUCGGAACUUUUUCUAUGUACAAGCGUCUUAAAGCUGGAGACUAACAUUAAUGUAAUUUCAUUUCACUUUUAUAAAUUUCAUUGCGAAAAUCACUCAUUUUACUCUACCAAUUUACUUAUAACCUUAUCUUUUGCUACUUACUUAUUUUCUUUAUUCUUAAAUAUACAAUCUUCUUUCGUUUCUUACACACAAUGACAUGUAAUUCUCAAAUUCAUUGCAUACCACCAAAAAUUCUUACUACGGGAACUCAUUUACAUUUUCAAUCUUAUCUUUUUCUCUCUUUAUUCUCAGCUCUAUUAUUUCAUUCCAUUUCUUACUCUGAUUAUCUAUGGCCAAGUUUGGUACCCGAAAAUAAAUAAUCCUCACUUCUCGAACAUAUAUUUUUUUUCUAAUGUCUUAUAGCUAUAUCUUUAUUCUUUACUUUAUCAUUUCUAUUCUUGUUCUCAACACUCUGUUUUAAUAAUCAAUUUAGGCUCUACUUAAAUUUAUCUUGACAACAUGGGCACAUAUUCCGUUCAAUCUAUCUUUUUCUUUAUCUAUCACUAUUUUUUGUUUCGUUUCUUAACCUUAUCAUUCCUAAUAUGUACAGAUAAUGUAGGCUGUACAAAAAAAGUUUCAUUUCGUUUAAAUUUUCACUCUUAUAUAUUUCCACGUUUAUUUGUGGUCAUCUUAUAUCAUUUCUUGUAUUACUUCUUUCAUUUACUAUGUACCGAUAGCGAUUUUUGUUCAUCAUACUUAAUUUGCAUACUAAAUUUAACAUACUAUGUUAUAUAACAUUCUGCUUAUUUAUAUAGUCUAUAACUACGUAAUAUGUUCGACAACUCUCUUUCAAUUCUUAUUUUUAUUUUUCCGUCUUAUAACAUUGCUCAUUUAAUAAUAACUUCACUCAGAAAUCAAAGUAUUUAUUGCUCUUGAUAUUUUUAUUCAAACAAUGAGGCACGUGUGCAAUUUGUAUUGCGUCGUGUUCAAUAUCUUAUUCAACAUCAUUAAAAACCUUCAUCAUUAUAAUUUAUGACACAAAUAUUUCUUUUAAAUUACUAUUCAUUGUUUCUUGUUUUACUAAUAAUCAUUUAUCUUCAUUCUGCACUAUCAUCACUAUUUCCUCUUUAUUUCACUUUUUCCAGGUAUUUAAUUCUUCAUUUUUCUUUUAUAAAAGAAAUGUGAAAGAAUUUAGAUUCCUGUAUACUCUAAGUAUCCCUAUUUUCUGUUCUUAACUCAUUAUUUAUUUUUUUAACACUUCCAUAUUUUACAACUUCUUUUUAAAGUUUUUCCUGUCUUAGUUAACUAAUUUUUUUAAAUCUUUUUCAAUGUAGCUUCAAUUUCAAUAUUAUCUUAUGUCUUAAAAUUUCUUACAUUUUACCUCAUUUCAUGUAUUUUUCAUAUUAUAUUUACUUCAUCGCGUAUUCAUUUUCAUCAUUACCUAUACCUUAUCACGUAUGUCUAUCCAUUAUGAUAAUUCAAUCAUUACAUUUAUAUUUUUAGAACUUACUAUUCUAAUAUUUAUUUACUCUUUUCACUACAUAAGUACUCUUCAUUAAAAUUCUCAUAAACUUUUUAUAUUUAAAUUAGUUGCUGUAUCUGUCUCUUGUUCAUAUACCAAUUUAAUAAUGUACACUAUUGUUCUAUUUUCUAUUUAAAGUCUAUGCUUCAAUGUUGUAUUUCAACUAGUAGUUUAUAGACACAUCGUGAUGAAUGAAAUGAUUUUCUUAAUAAUUUCUUUCUUGUUCCUAAGGUGCUUUCUUGUUCAUAUUGUCCUGAUUACUAUUUCCUUUUUCUUCUAAACUGAUAUUUCUUUCACUGUACGUACUCUAUGAAUGUUUCUACAACUACUUCUUCACUCUACUCUAUUCACUCCUUUUCGACACUCUCUGUUUUCAUUUUUUAUAUUAUGCUACCUUCAACAGUAUUCGUUUAAUUAUUGAAAUCUCUCAAUACACAUCAAAGUUUAUCUUGUUUUCUACUUUCUAUCACUUACUUACAUCAAAAACAUUCCUAUAUUUUAUUUUAUUUAUAAUAUAUCUUCUAUCUUGUUAGAAUAAUGUAAGUAUUUUAUUACAAAAAAAACCUAUUUAAAUCUUUUUAUAAUGAAACAACUGUUACUAUUUCUCCUUUGAAAACUUCUGUCUAACUUACUUCUCUAGUUUCCUUUGCAUUUUUCUGAUCACAUCGUAAUGUACAUUUUCGUUCUUUUAGCUAUCAUUUUCAUAUAUAUUAUUUAUUUUGGUGUCCAACACAAUUCUUUUGUCAAAAUAAUAAAUAUACUUCUACUUGAUCCUUUAAAUUUUUACAACAAAAUGACUUUCUGCUGCCUUUUUCAUUUUCUUCUAAUUUUUUCGUCAUGAACCAUCUUUCUUCUUUACAUUCAGUUUCUUAAUAGCAAAAUUAAUUUAAAAAGUCUAUUCCUAUUUCGUCUAUGCUCUUUCACCAUCUUAUUUCCAUUCGCUCUGCUAAUAUGUAUUUUCAAUAUUUGACUUCAAACACUUACGUACUUUCUUUCACCUUUUUCUGUACACGCUUUUGUUCUGUUUAUUGUUAUGUUAGCGAAUUAUUAGGUAUCUUUCACUAUUGUUAAAAUUUCAACUAUAUCUAUCCUACUCUAUUUUUAUAACAGCAUUCUUCUCGCUCUACCAAUCUAUUAAAUACUAUUCUCCUCGUACACUGUCUAAACAUUUUAUUAUACUUGAACAUUCUUUCUUAUUUUCCAUUUAUCUCUGUAUGACUAUAUUUUUCUUUUUAU